AUGUUCGCCAAUACCGCAAAUUCGACCCCUGCCGUUCCCUCACGAAAUGCCCUACGAGUACUUCGCCAAUUGGCCCUUGCGGGCUCUACCGUGGGCGGCUUUUGCACCGUCGGAGUCAUCACUUACGAUGUACAUCGCCGAGUCCGCAUCGCCGAGCAGAUCAUCGAGAACAAGCGAACCCUCCGAACCUCUGCCCCAAACUAUGAUGCGACAGCUUCCGCCAAGCGCCUCGCCAUGAUGAUGGACGCUGCCGAAGCAGGCGAGUUUAUGGGGCUGGAUUCCAUGAAGAACAAACCGUCAUUGCGACGGACCACGGGCGACGACCAGACGCAAGGUCUGCGAGAUAGCCUCGAGGACUCUUCUCAACAGCAGCCCAGGGCGGUCCGGUCGUCUGAUCUGGACCAAUACGGUCCGUUUAGCCAAUCGCAGAGCACCAAAUUGAAACAGUCGGUAGAGGCUCGGGUAGCCCUUGCUCGACAUUUUGAACCAGUGGAAGAAGCUUGUGAGGAGGUUGACAUAUCGGUUGAAGAGCGGAUAACCCAAUUGAUUUCGGAGGAUCGGGAAAUCGAGGCCGCCAAUGUUUUUCUGCAAAACUUUUAUGACGCCGCAGAUGCGAUAUCCUUCCAGACACGAGAAGUCGCGCGCAAGCUUUUUACCGUGAAUUGUAUGAAAGGAAACACUUUCCUCGCCCGGACUCUCUUCGAGCGGAUGGAGAAAGUGAGUGUGAUAGAUACACAGAUGUGGGCCACAAUGAUGCAUUUACUUGCGAAGGGAGGCCAUAUCGAUUCUGUUGGUUCUAUUUAUGAAAGACACCACAAGAAGUUACGCGUACCCGCUUAUCUGCUCGAGGUUGUGCUUCGAUCUUUACUUGAAUCGAGGAGAGUAAAUCCGGCCAAGAACCUCUUCUACGCGCGCAUCAAAAACGACAAGAAUGGCGGCUUGUGUGGUGCAUUUCUGGAUGGUCUUUGGCGGAAGACGAGAAGUCUCGAUUUGAUAAUCGCGGAAUUCCGAAAUAUCCUGGCGGCGCUGGCCAAUCUUGAUCGCUCUCCAAAUGAGAAGCUUUUCAACCCACUCGUCAAGGCCUUCAUUGAAAGCGGCCAGCACGAAGAUGCCGAAGACUUGGUCGCAGACAUGCCAAAGAAAUACAAUGUACAACCUGGAUCUCGAACUCUUGGUCUACUCAUAUAUGCCAAGGCUUUGACUUGUGACUGGGAAGGCGUGUUCGCUGGGAUGCAUGAAAUGCAUCGACUUGAAUUUACUCGCAAUAAGCGAGAUUUUGCAUAUGCGUUUGAUCGUGUCUUCUUGGAAUACUACCCUACUCACUCCGGCCGCGAAAUUUUUGACUUCCUUACUAGCUGCAUCCAUCAGUUCGAGCUUGUCCCAGACAAGAUCCUUCAUCGACACAUUUUGGAGGCCUUGGUCGAAAAAGGCGACUCGAGCCUCAUCGGACAGAUCAGUCGUUUGGCCGAGGAGCGUCAAUGGAACACAGGGCUUGAUCAAGACCAAUUUUUGAGUAUUUUGAUCGCGCGUCGAGUCUCAAUGCAAGAUUCCCCCGUUGGAUUCUGGCGAAUGAUCCAAGCUGCUAAGAAACAGUACGGUCAGGCUGCCACCACUCGACGCCUUCUAGGCACUGGAUCAGCAUCUUACUCUUUGGACCGAGGUGUUCUGUACCCAAUUCAUAAACCAGCAAACGAGACAUUCUCGAGAAGUUUGGACGAUCUGGAAGCCCUGAGUGUCUUCCGAACUGCGGGCGCUUCAGGCUUUGUGCUUCGACCUACCCACAUCCAUCUCGCUGUCAUCGCAACGAUUCUUGGCCACGGCUGGCUGGGCUUAGCGGAUGCCCAGAUCAUUAUCAAGAGCGAAUACCCAAACUGGCUCAAAGGGCGAAGUGUAGGAACCAACCCGGCGUUCCCUCUCGUGCCUCCCAUUUUCUUCCAGCAGAUACUGCAGUUGGAUAAGGGUGUCAGCGACACAGCCCUGCUCAAGAUGGCAAUUUUUGAGUAUUACAACCUCUGCCGGGACACGCCUCACCUCACCGUCAAGCACCAUGCACUCGCCUCGCUCAGCAAAAAAUUAAUUUCUUCGAAACAGGGGCCAAAGGCCAUUGAUAUUCUCACAGCGGUAUACAAGUCCACGUGGCGAAAGUCACAUGGUUUUGACCAAGUGCUAUUCAAAAUGUUGUUUCGUGCCUUUGCUUCGACAGAGAACCUGAGGGGCGUUUGGUGGUGCAUGGUGGCGGUCCUUUCCCGAACAGAACCCGCUAUCCAGGAUUUCUAUGUCGAAGUGCGACGGCUGAUGCCUUCCCUGGAACAAAUUUGUACUCGCCAAGGAAGGAAUGACGACUCUAAGGCCAUUCACAAUAUCAGCGUUUUGCAUCGUCUUGCAGAAUCACUCCUGUGCAGCAUGCAAGGUGAAGCCAAUUGGGUGAGCAAGUCUCCUCACCCCGAAAGCAAGAUUCGCGGGCGUAUGGAGGUGAAUUCUCGCUCAGCUGAAGAGCAAAAAAUUCUGCCACGGGGUUCUACUGAGGAGAUGGUCUACCAUUUUGAUGAAGAGAUGGAACUGGAUCUUCUGAUGAAUAACAAUAUACCCACCGAGGAUGAAGUGAUACGGAUGUGGAAGGAGAGUCGUCUCGUGAACCAAGAGUUCUGGCUUCCCGAGGACCCUAAAUACCCCCGGGAAGAAAGCUCUGGGGACAAAGAAUUUGCGGAUGUAGCUAUCGCACAUCCAUGUAUUUACAAUACUACAGUGUACAAUAUGUAUAUAGUAUCUUCUUGA
This is a messenger RNA of Penicillium waksmanii, 2775 nucleotides long. RefSeq names its product pentatricopeptide repeat protein. The coding region runs from base 1 to 2775 and encodes 924 amino acids. The transcript has 2 exons. Lineage: Eukaryota; Fungi; Ascomycota; Eurotiomycetes; Eurotiales; Aspergillaceae. The record is from RefSeq and is a predicted model, not a curated record. Gene Ontology annotation, molecular function: protein binding.